Molecule: messenger RNA, 1161 nt
Organism: Gadus macrocephalus (Pacific cod)
Lineage: Eukaryota; Metazoa; Chordata; Actinopteri; Gadiformes; Gadidae
Product: troponin I, slow skeletal muscle-like
Exons: 5
Coding region: 91-561 (156 amino acids)
Biological process (GO): muscle contraction
Cellular component (GO): troponin complex
Source: RefSeq, a predicted model, not a curated record
AGCUUUCUUUUGGGAUGUGUUUUGUUUAUUUUUCAGAAAGCAAAGCCUAAAAUAUCUGCAUCUCGAAGACUGUUCUUGAAGACCAAACUGAUGAAGAGGGCCAUGACCAUGCUAGUCACCGACAAGGAGAACAGGCGGCUGGAGCGAGAGAGAGUCCUGGCGGAGAGAGUUCCACCUCUGCAGCUGUCAGGCCUAUCCGUGCAGGAUCUGCAGAAUCUCUGCAAGGAGCUCUCCCAGAAAAUUGAUGUGGUGGAUGAGGAAAGAUACGACAUUAAUUCAAAAGUGUCCAAAAGCGAACUGGAGGUCCAGGACCUGUCCCAGAAAAUCGGGGAUCUGAAGGGGAAGAUGAAGAGACCCAACCUGAAGAGAGUGAGGGUGUCUGCCGACGCCAUGCUGGGCGCCCUGCUGGGGUCAAAGGUCAAGGAGUCUGUGGACUUCAAGGCCAACCUCAAGACAGUGAAGAAGGAGGAUGAGAAGAAAGAAGAGGUCACUGAUUGGCGUAAGAAUGUGGAAUCAAUGUCUGGGAUGGAGGGCAGGAAGAAGCUGUUCGAUGCUGCAUAAAACUGACGUUUUGAGGAGCCCAGUUGUUCCCUGUUCUCUGUGGGUGAAACUCAAUGAAUCAUGAAAGUGCUACAAUGACUGAUUCGUUAACAUCCCAAUAGAUACAGAUGUGUGCGUGGAAGUGUCCCAUUUCCACUUGUUAUCCUCAUUACUCUAGGGGUCGUACAUGUUUUUGAAUGUGAUGUGUUAUAAACAAUAUGCAUAAUUGUAUUAGAAACAAUAUCUCAUGUUGAUAUACAUUGAUGAUGUGUAGCUUCAGGUACUGCACAGUGCUGCUGGCCCAUGUUUGCAGAUGCACCUCUCUUACUCAUCAUCUCAUCUUCUGUGUGGAAGAUGGUACAAGGUACAAGGUAUUUUGGUACAAGCUGAUCAGUAUUUAACAAUGACGAACGUAUAAUAGUAUUAAAAUAUCAUGAAAAAAAAGUUGCAUUGUAUUUUAGGUGUGUUUUGGGUCUGCCAUUUUUGUGUACAAAAGGGCAAUGCUCAUUCCAUCUGCAGUUGAUAUAUAUGAUUGUAUGUAUUAAAAAGCAUAUGAUUUAAUUCGGUACCAAUGUGUCUCUAAUAUAAUAAUAAAAACAAUCAUGAAGACGUUUGUUCAAA